AUCCAUUGCGAGAAAUUUCUUAAUCGUUUCAAGGAAGUGCGAUUCCACACGCCUGUUUCCAGCGACCAAUUCGUUCAUCAUCAUCUUCACGAUUUCCACCAUUUGAGUUAGGGUAAUUGUUUACUGCAAUUUGAUACUGCUUCCGUUGUCGAGUCUCAAAUGGCGACGGACACAUCGAUUGCUAUCAACAAGAAUCAUGGGAAGGUUCCGAAAAGAAUUAAUAAGUCCCAAAGGGAGAAGAAGAAGCGCGAGCAUUUAAACGAGCUAUUUCUUAAUCUGGCGAAUACUCUUGAAUUAUCCGAGCAGAGCAGCUGCAAGGCCUCUGUACUAAUCGAAGCCACUCGUCUGGUGAGGGACACGGCUGCGCAGAUCAAGAAUCUCGAAAAAGAAAACGCUGCAUUAUUGUCUGAAUCUGUCUAUAUAACGGUCGAGACAAAUGAGCUUAAGGAUGAAAAUUCUGCGCUGGAGGCCGAGAUUGGGAAGCUAAGAACGGAGAUAAAGUCGCGGGUUUCUGAUUUGCAGCUCGACUUGAACAAAGCCCCGGCUGAAAAUCAGGUUCACGAUCCGGUGGCAUUGCAGCACACAGGCGAUCCUCUUGUGUUCCAACAAGGACAAUUUUUGAACCUCGUACAUUUGUCUGAACAAGUUUUGCCGGGGCAUGGGUUCGCCGUGAGAAAACCGCAUGCUAGGUAUCCUACGGCGGCGGAUGGCUGGCCGUCGCAAGUUCUGGAAAAACAGCUGGCGCCGGAGCGGGGUAAAGGUGCUCGGGACGGCUACCGGGACGAUAAUUGCUGUGUGUAAACUGUAUUGUUUAGGACAGCUUAUGUAUAUCUUACUUGUCCUUUGUUAUUUGUUGCUUUGCUCCCAAUAUUUUUCAUUUCAUAUAUUCUUCUUAAA
Messenger RNA from Andrographis paniculata, 897 nucleotides. RefSeq names its product transcription factor bHLH47-like. NCBI's taxonomy places the organism in Eukaryota, Viridiplantae, Streptophyta, Magnoliopsida, Lamiales, Acanthaceae. Gene Ontology annotation, molecular function: protein dimerization activity. The coding region runs from base 160 to 801 and encodes 213 amino acids. The transcript has 5 exons. The record is from RefSeq and is a predicted model, not a curated record.